Platichthys flesus (European flounder) is the source of this 3828-nucleotide messenger RNA. RefSeq lists its product as uncharacterized. The coding region runs from base 1 to 2943 and encodes 980 amino acids. The record is from RefSeq and is a predicted model, not a curated record. Gene Ontology annotation, biological process: cell surface receptor signaling pathway. NCBI's taxonomy places the organism in Eukaryota, Metazoa, Chordata, Actinopteri, Pleuronectiformes, Pleuronectidae. Gene Ontology annotation, molecular function: transmembrane signaling receptor activity. The transcript has 18 exons.
AUGUUUCUUUCAGUGCUGAAUACACUCCUCUCCUGUGGACUCACUGAAUUGUCCAACAGAAGCUUUGUCGUGCUGCAACACAACUGGACUCAGAUAUUCAGCGGUGAGACGAUCUCUGUCAGGUGUGAGAUCCAGGGAGGAGGAGACACCCAGUGGGAAUAUGAAUGGAGGACAACAAGCUCCCACCAACCAGUCACUGGUCCAAACACAGCUCCCACACACAGUGAAUACAGGCUGGGCCCUGCCUCUGUUUUCCACAGUGGAGAGUACUGGUGUAAGGCCAGAGCGGACUGGUAUUCCUCAACAGAGUGGAGUGAGGCCUUCCAGCUGAGAGUAACACGUACGUCCAAUCAUCUUUCACAACCUCCACGAGGACGUUACGUCUUCACCUCUUUCUAUUGGUUGUUCUUAGCAGGACCAGCAAAGUGUGAUCUGGAUGUGGACCUCAAGUGGUCCAUGAAUGCCGAUAAACCCAGGCCCAGGCUGACUGCUGAUGACACAACCAUCACAGGAAAGGGAAGCGUAGCACUGACCUGCUCUGUGGAGAACGCGUCUGAGUGGAGAUACGACUGGUUCAGAAGAACCUCAGCCUCCUCUGCAGCUCAGAUCCUAAGAUAUAAUGAAACAGAUGAUGAAAUCAGCAUCUCAGAGGAAGGCAUCUACAGCUGCAGAGGACGGAGAGGAGACACAAGCUUCCUCACAGAGGACAGCAACCGAGUCACAAUAGAGAACAGAGUUUCCCACAAGGCCUCUGUGGUCCUGCAACCUGACUGGUCUCUGGUCUUCAGCGGUGAGAGGAUCACUGUCCGGUGUGAGGUCCCUGCAGAUGAACUGACUGAGUGGGAGUAUGAAUGGACCCAACCCAACUCAACUACGGCUCCAACACACAAUGAACACAGGAUUGUCAACGCGUCCUCGUCCGACAGUGGAAGCUACAGGUGUUUGGCUAAAGACAAGAAGAACUUGAAUUCCACGACCGAGUGGAGCGAUGACGUCACAUUAACAGUUUCUGAAAGACCAGCGGCUCAGCUGAGUGCUGACCACAGAGCCUUUCCAGUAGGGGGCAGUGUGCUCCUGACCUGCUCCGUGGGCCCAGCAUCACCUGGAUGGAAGUAUUACUGGUACAGAGGUGAGAAGACCUCGGAGCCCCUGACGGAUGAGGACUUCAAGUCACAUGGACAAAGUGCUAGUGCCUCACGUGAAGGACUGUACUGGUGCAGAGGAGGAAGAGGAGAUCCAGUUUACUACACCCAGUACAGUCACUCAGUCAGGAUUCAUGGAAUCGUCCACAACAGAGCUGCUGUGACUCUUCAACCCAACUGGCCGAGCAGAUACAGAGGAGAAGCCGUCACCCUGAGGUGUGAGAUCCAGGGAGGAGACUCUGAGUGGGAGUAUGAAUGGACAGCAACUAGCUCACAUGCACCCCCCAACACAAAGGAGUUCAGGACCAGUCUGGGGUCAGAUCUGAGAGCCAGCUACUGGUGUCAGGGCCGACUGAAAGGUGCAUGGCAGAACUCAACAGGAUGGAGUGCUCCCCUCACGUUGGACCUGUCUAAUGUUUCAGCGGCUGCACCACCACCUGUCCUCACUGUGUCUCCAUCAUGGCUGACUCCUGGAGCCUCAGGGACUCUCACCUGUGGGGGGGUUCCACAUCCCACUGCAGGAUGGAGGUUCUACUGGUACAGAGCUGACCCCAUUAGUUUGGAUCCAGUCCCCAGAUGUAAACAGUCAUCUCUAUACUCGUGGUAUGAUUUUCACUUUCCUGAGUUCAGUUAUGAGCUGCUCCCAGGAAGCGACGGAGGAACUGAACAAAACUCCUUCGUCAUCCAAGGCCUGACGGAGUCAGCAGGUUAUUCAUGUCGAGCUGGAAGAGGAGACCCCGUGUUUUACACUGAGUACAGUGAGACAACGUGGGUGUGGUCUGGAGAUUCCAACUCGUCAGUGUCUCUCACAGCGAAGCCGGACUCAGUGCAGCACCACUAUUAUGACGAGAUCCGUCUGACCUGUGAGGGAAACUCUGAUAAGUGGAGAUUGUGGAUGUUUACUGGAGACAAAGUAGAAUUGUUCGAGUGCGAGUCUCAGGAGACAAGCUUCACAUGGAUCAUGGAUCGUUUUGAUUCUGGAGUUUUCUGGUGUGGAUCUGGAUCAGAGAUCAGCAACGCAGUCAACAUCACUAAAGUUGGAGGUGAUGUUAUCCUGGAGAACCCUGCCCAUCCUGUGACUGAGGGACACUGCUGCACCACCACCUGUCCUCACUGUGUCUCCAUCAUGGCUGACUCCUGGAGCCUCAGGGACUCUCACCUGUGGGAGGGUUCCACAUCCCACUGCAGGAUGGAGGUUCUACUGGUUGGAGGUCGUGAUGUUAUCCUGGAGAGCCCUGUCCGUCCUGUGACUGGGGGACAGUCAGUCACUCUCAGCUGCUCACUGUACGAUGGAAACUUCUAUUCCAACAUCUCUUUCUACAAAAAUGAUGAACUCCUCCAAAGUGAUGUCAGAGGGAAACUGGAAAUCUCAUCUGUGUCAAAGUCAGAUGAAGGUUUCUACAAGUGUGAACAUUCAGGAGUCUUCUCAAAGGAGAGUUGGAUGUCAGUAAAAUUGACUCCUGCAGCACCUCCCUCUGCGUCUCCUGUGCUGCUGCUCGUUGGGCUGGUUGGAGGCUUCACACUGAUUCUCCUCCUCUCACUGCUGCUGUUGUGUUGGUGCAGGAAUUCAAAGAAUCUGUGUUGUGACAGGCUCAGCCAGUCUCUGAGAACCAAUCAGAGCUCAGACCCAACUGUCCACCACGAUGAAAUCCAGCUGCCAGUGUACUCGUCUCUUCUCCACGGUGACGACUGCAUCUAUGAAUCAAUCAGAGGAGACACGGAGGAAGGAACCCGAGGUGGUCCAGAGGAGACGUCUGACUACGUUAAUGAAAAUCCACAUUCAGCUUCAGGAGGACUAUGAAUGGUGCAUCCUCCAGAAAACAAGAGCAUGAAAAUCAACAUUCAUCCUGAAACACCUUCACAUGUUAGACUCACCAGUUUUAAAACAGCUCAUUGGAAAGAACGACUUGAUCUGGAUUGAAUUUCAGUAUAAAUGAAAAAUAAAUGUUGUGAUAUUUGCUUUGUGUUUACGUUUGAUAUUUCAAUUGGCUGAUAUGGGCCUUUUAAGAUAUGCUCCGAUAAGGUUUAUUUUACAGGAUAAACAGUGUGCUUUAUGAUAAUAUUUUAUAUUGAACAUUUUUUGUCUUAAUUCAAGUUCUUAUUUCUUAUUAGUCUUAUUUGUGUUUUCUUUCAAUUUAUCUUUAUCUCUUUAUAAAAUAUUGUUUUACUUGAGCUUUAUUGCAAUUUUAUAUAUAAGCAAUAGUUUUUUGCUCCUUCAUAUCGCUAACGGCAUUGGCCCCUAAAAAAAAUUAUUCUGUAUAUUUUUGCCACAGUCUUGCAACAAAAGUUUGAAUACAAUCUGUGAUAUUUUCCAUUUGUACGUAUAAAUAUGUCUUUGUUAUUAUUCACCAAUGACUCAAUGGAGGAUGAUGUCAGAAAGGACAUCGUCUGUCUGUGUGUUAUGUUCCAUAUACAGUCUGUGGUUAUGUUCCAUAUACAGUCUGUGGUUAUGUUUCAUAUACAGUCUGUGGUUAUGUUCCAUAUACAGUCUGUGGUUAUGUUCCAUAUGCAGUCUGUGGUUAUGUGUGAUUAUUUCCAUGGCUUGUAAUUCUCUGUUUGAUGAAAACACUCGUCUGCAGACAGUUUAGCUUUUUGUUUUGAAAUGUGAUGAACUGUAACAGAUUAUAAUUCAAACACAUAAUUUGAUGUGUUCUUUCUUUUAUCUUUAUUAAACUUUGAAAUCCCA